Messenger RNA from Pterocles gutturalis (yellow-throated sandgrouse), 633 nucleotides. Its product is annotated as ras-related and estrogen-regulated growth inhibitor-like. The coding region runs from base 1 to 633 and encodes 210 amino acids. The record is from RefSeq and is a predicted model, not a curated record. The transcript is spliced from 5 exons. NCBI's taxonomy places the organism in Eukaryota, Metazoa, Chordata, Aves, Pterocliformes, Pteroclidae. Gene Ontology annotation, molecular function: GTPase activity; GTP binding.
AUGCUGGAGCUCUCCACGCCCACCCUGCUGCAUCCCAAAGGCAAUUCUCUGCAGAAAGAUAUUCCGGAGGGCAGGGAUGGAGCUGGAGCACUGACCGUCAGAUUCAUCACCAGGAGGUUUAUUGGUGACUACGACCCCACCCUGGAAAUGAUCUACAGACACGUGGCUGUCAUCGACGGGGAGAUGGUGCACUUCGAGAUCCUCGACACGGCGGGACAGGAGGAGGACUCCCUGCAGAUCGAGGAGAAGAUCAAGUGGGGCGAUGGUUUCGCCGUGGUGUACUCGGUGACGGACCGCUGCAGCUUCGACGAGGUCAUGCGGCUGUGUUUCCUCAUCAACCACAUCCACUGCAGCCCCAAGCGCAGCAGCGGCGCCGACCAGCCCCCCGUCGUCGUCGUGACCCUGCCGUUCUUUGAAAUCUCCACGCGGGACAGCUACGACGAGACGGUGGCGGUGUUCCCCAGCCUCUACCAGGAGCUGAUGAGACAGGGACACUUCUCCCCGGGCUCCUUCAAGCGCAGGACGGUGUCGAAGCUGAUGGAGAAGAUCCCCAAGAUGCAGGCCAGCUCCGCCGUGAGCUCAGCAGGUCGCAGCCUCAGCUUCAACUCCUUCAGGGACUACAUCCCCGAGUGA